GGCAGCAGUUGGCGGGGCCGGGUGGCGGCUGCACGUGCGGGUGGGGGCGAUGCGUCACUGACCGGUGAAACGAGGCUCCGGGGUCGCGGUUCUCCGAGUGCCCGCGACCAGGGCCUUCCUCAGUCGGGACCUAACGCUUGGGGAGCCGGGGAAGAGGUGUCACGACGAGGAACGAGGAUGAAUAUGACUCAAGCCCGGCUUCUGGUGGCUGCAGUGGUGGGGUUGGUGGCGAUCCUCCUUUACGCCGCCAUCCACAAGAUCGAGGAAGGACACCUGGCCGUGUACUACAGGGGAGGAGCUUUGCUAACUAGCCCCAGUGGACCGGGCUAUCAUAUCAUGUUGCCUUUCAUUACGACAUUCAGAUCUGUGCAGACAACACUACAAACAGAUGAAGUUAAAAAUGUGCCUUGUGGAACAAGUGGUGGAGUCAUGAUCUAUAUUGACCGAAUAGAAGUGGUUAAUAUGUUGGCUCCUUAUGCAGUUUUUGACAUUGUGAGGAACUAUACUGCAGACUAUGACAAGACUUUAAUCUUCAACAAAAUUCACCAUGAGCUGAACCAGUUUUGCAGUGCCCACACACUUCAAGAAGUUUACAUAGAAUUGUUUGAUCAAAUAGAUGAAAACCUGAAGCAGGCCCUGCAAAAAGAUUUAAACACCAUGGCCCCAGGUCUCACUAUCCAGGCUGUGCGUGUUACAAAACCCAAAAUCCCAGAAGCCAUAAGAAGAAAUUUUGAGUUAAUGGAGGCAGAGAAGACAAAACUUCUUAUAGCUGCACAGAAACAAAAGGUUGUGGAGAAAGAAGCUGAGACAGAAAGGAAAAGGGCUGUUAUAGAAGCAGAGAAGAUUGCACAAGUAGCAAAAAUUCGAUUUCAACAGAAAGUGAUGGAGAAAGAAACUGAAAAGCGCAUUUCUGAGAUUGAAGAUGCUGCGUUCCUGGCCCGUGAGAAGGCGAAAGCAGAUGCAGAGUAUUAUGCUGCACAUAAAUAUGCCACCUCAAACAAGCACAAACUGACGCCAGAAUAUCUGGAGCUCAAGAAGUACCAGGCCAUUGCUUCUAACAGUAAGAUCUACUUUGGCAGCAACAUCCCUAACAUGUUUGUGGACUCCUCUUGUGCUUUGAAAUACUCUGAUGUUAGGACUGGAAGAGAAGGUUCCCUUCCCCCUGAGGAGACUCUUGAACCCUCUGGAGACAACCCCAUCCAAAACAAGGAGAACACAGGUUGAUGCAAGAGGUGGAAAUGUUCUCCCAUAUCAAGAUGCGACCCAAGGGGCUAAGUGGGAACAGUGGUUAUGUGGACUCUUAAGAUUCACAGAGAAUUUGUGUUCUGUUGUGAUUCUCUUGUCAUAGUCCUGGUUUGCCAGCUGACUACAGGAUAGACCCAGCUGUCUGGCACUCAACUAAUCUCUGCAGCCACAGUUUUAUCAAGUAUCCUGUAUGUGUUCCUUUGUAAACCGGUACUCAUGAAUGAGAGAAAGUCUGAUGCUAAGAUACUGCCUGCACUGGAAUGUCAAACACUAUAUAACAAGCUGUGUUUUAUAAAAGCUGAGGUCUAUUGAAUAAUGUUUACAUUGGUCCCAGAGGACAUGUGUGCUCAGACAUUCAAGAGCUAGGAGGCCAGAGAGAAGACCUUCAGAAAAUGGUAAGUUAAAGAAGACAAGUGUCAUUAGACACUUGGGACCAGGCUCUCUUUGAAGUCUAGUUCCGGCAUUCCUCCAUGUGGUUAACAGCCAGAUCUCUGGGUUCCUAGGAAAUUAUCUUCCAGAUGAACAACUAUUUACUUGAUACAAAUUGUACCUUUCUGUUUUUCUAGUCAGGUUGGUGGCCUACAGGGACACGCACUUUGCCACCCAACCAGAGUUCCUCACAGAGAUUCCCAAUCACUAGUCCAUUGCAUUAGUAGGCUCACAGAUAUAGAAAGCAGCUGAAAUUUAAGGGAGAUAAAGCCUGCACUGCACCAAAGCUGUGAGGCCCUUUGUUUCCUCUAUUCGGUGAUGUCAUCAUCCUCACUGCCCCCACCCACGUGUGACAAAAGUGCCGGUUUUAGCCGCAGACAACUGCUUAGAUGUCACCUUUUGGCUGACCAAAGCUGGGACAAGGCUUUAACCAAACAUAGGAGCAGUGUGCAAUUCCUAAUUCACUGCACAGUAUUAUAAUUGCAGCAAGUUUUUAUUUUUAAAACUGGAUUUGGGGCACAUUCAUUUACCCCAGCACUUCUGUCUAAGGGCCAAGGUCCUAGGGCUGCCAUGGUCGCUAACACAGUGAUUCUCCUUAAAGUGGUUCACAAAGUGUAGAACCACGUGACCUAGACAGCAUCCCUAGUCAUCUUUGUCUCCUUCCUGGGAUGCGGAAAUCAAAGUUGCUUUUCCAGCUUUCCCUUUCUCUAGGAGAUCAGAAUUCUUCUGACUUCCUGGGCAGCCACUGAAUUUAUUUUCCAUGAGAAGAUGACACAGUUAGCUCAUGGCUCUAGGAGAUUACUCCAUCCAGGCCGUUUGCCCAUCACAUAACUUCCCUGGAAUAUUGUGCUGCACAGGUAGAUCUGAGUCUGCCCAGCUUGUCGACUGUGUUGAAGCCAGGCAGAAAAGUAGUGGGGCCACUUCCUGAAACCUCAGCCGCUGAUCUCACAGCAGCUAAAGGGUCGUGCCAAACAUUUUAUUGAGGAAGGAAAGCCCAGAUUUGAAUGGGCUUUUUCCCUAAGCCUUAUAGUGUAGAGGCAUUUGUAAUGUGGAGAAAAUAAUUUUUCCUCAUUUAAUUAUAGAAAUUAUCUUUAAACAGAUUUUGUGUUCUUUGGCCCUUACAAGAAUUUUUAAACUAUACAAAUACUCCUGUUAUAUUGUUGCUGCAGAUAAAUAAUGAUUGUUGUGGGAUAUCUGGAUCAUUGAGCUUUGUGCUUUCAUUCCUAUAGAUGUUUCUUAUUCCCAUUUAGUGAAAUGCUGUUGCCCCAAUGUGAUGGUUGUGGGUUUUCUCACCAGUCCUAGGCCCUGGUGAGGAACAGGGAAGUGCCACUGUGAAAGAUUAAAGAAAGCACUUCCACUUGAGCUCCCUAUGGAGUGAGCUUCCCUGUGCCCACUCAGUGAACUGAGUCUGACCAUCCUUCAGGGACUUUCCUUUUGGUAAAUAAACACUGUAACCUUUAAGUCUAAAUUUAUAUGUGAAAGUUAACUUUUUUUAAAAACCUAAAUAAAAUUAUUUUCCUAUCA
This is a messenger RNA of Apodemus sylvaticus (European woodmouse), 3198 nucleotides long. It is a transcript of the gene Erlin1, whose product is annotated as ER lipid raft associated 1. Gene Ontology annotation, molecular function: cholesterol binding; ubiquitin protein ligase binding. Gene Ontology annotation, biological process: SREBP signaling pathway. Gene Ontology annotation, cellular component: endoplasmic reticulum membrane; endoplasmic reticulum. The coding region runs from base 178 to 1224 and encodes 348 amino acids. The record is from RefSeq and is a predicted model, not a curated record. The transcript has 12 exons. Lineage: Eukaryota; Metazoa; Chordata; Mammalia; Rodentia; Muridae.